Penaeus monodon (black tiger shrimp) is the source of this 2429-nucleotide messenger RNA. RefSeq names its product protein inscuteable homolog. The record is from RefSeq and is a predicted model, not a curated record. Gene Ontology annotation, cellular component: apical cortex. NCBI's taxonomy places the organism in Eukaryota, Metazoa, Arthropoda, Malacostraca, Decapoda, Penaeidae. Gene Ontology annotation, biological process: establishment of mitotic spindle orientation; regulation of asymmetric cell division; apical protein localization. Gene Ontology annotation, molecular function: protein binding; cytoskeletal adaptor activity.
AUGGUCCUCACUGACUGGAUAACGCAGAGCUUAUCUCGUAGGGACGCCCUCGGGACGUUGGUGCUUGUGAUCCUUGAGGGACGGCGAAGAGUGUCUUGUGAGGGGGAGUGCGUGUUGCAGUAUGUGCGAGUGACUGAAUCGCUUCAAGUCCGAAACGGAUCAGUGAGUCAGUGGUUAUCAGAGCUUCGAACUUUGUACGAAGCUGAAUGCAUGAACACGCUGCAGUCGAAGUCGGUGCCAGGCGAGUCCGGACGCCGCGGCCCCUCUUUCCCCUCGACCCGCGAUGCCGUCCGGGCCAUACAGCGUCGAGCGCACGCCGUGUCGACAGAGUUCGCGAGACUUUGCCAACGCCUCGAGUGGCUGGAGCUGGACCAGGUGCCCGCGCUGGCCAAGUCCCUGGUGUGUCACAUCAACACUUUCCUGAGGGAUUACACCACGCAGUGGACGUCGGCCGAGUCAGACUUCCAGCCGCAGUCAUCGCUGGGUCGCCAGAGCAAAGUCAUCGAACAGAUCUGCCAACGACUUACGGACGUGUGCAGCGACGACCACACGCGAGAGGCAGACGAGCAGGACACGACCCGGCAGGUGGUGCAGGUGGUGACGGCUCUCGGCCACGCCUUCACCAAGCUGGUCGACCUCAUGCUGAGCCGCGAGAUCAAGGUCGUGGUAGCGGCGCUGGAGGAGCCUCGCGGGGAGAAGGAAGUGAGCAGCGCGGUGUCACACCUGACGGCGCUGGGAGUCGACGGAGGCCACAUCUGCCGCCUCAUCGCGCGCCUGGGCGGCGUCCGCGCCCUGCUCAGUCUCUGCCUCGAGCCGAGACUGCGGCAGGUGAGGGUGGCCAGCCUGAGGGCGCUCGCUACCGUCUGCUGCGUCGUGGAGGGCAUCGUGGAGCUGGAGAAGGCGGGGGGCGUGGAGGUGGUGGCGGAGGUGCUGUGCGACGAGGAGUGUCCCGAGGAGGAGCGGAGCGAGGCGGCGGGCGUGCUGGCGCAGGUCACGUCGCCCUGGGUGGAGGACAACCACCGCCUGGCGGGCCUCCACGACAACAUGGACGCCAUCGUCGCCGCCCUCACAGGCCUAGCGGAGCGGACGCGAUCGGCGGAAAUCUUCCUGCUCGCCUCCGCCGCCCUCGCGAACCUCACCUUCCUGGACGGGGGCUGCGUGGGCGCCAUGAGAAGGGCCGGCACCGCCCGCGUCCUGCUCAGGGCCGCCCGCGGGAAUCCUUCCAUCUCCAUCUUCACCAAAGACCAAAUCGCGACGGUGCUGGCCAACCUGGCGGGGUCUCGCGGGGCGGCCGAGGAGGUGGUGACCGCGGGGGGCGUGUCCGUCCUGCUCGCCCUCCUCAACACGCGCCCCGCCCCCUCGCACCGCCUGCCGGAGGUCGCCACGGCGGAGCGCGUCCAGCAGAAGUCCGCCAUCGCUCUGUCCAGGCUGUGCGGAGACGCCGGCGUGGCGCGGAAGGUGGCGCAGCAGGGGGGCGCCGAGCGUCUGGUGCAGCUGUGCAAGGACGAGGGCGAGAGGAACCAGAGCGACGCGGUGCUGGUGGCGUGUCUGGCAGCGCUGAGGAAGAUGGCUUCUUCCUUAGGAUCAGACGAACUGCGUGACAUGGACGCCGCAGAGUUGGUGGAGCCGCGUCUUCUGGAUUCCUUUCUCACCUACUCCUCUCGGCAGGAGAGCUACGUCUGAGGGAGGAGGAGGAAGCGCCCGAAGGAUGGCAGGAGGGAGAAGGAAGCGCCCGAAGGAUGGCAGGAGGGAGGAGGAAGAGCCCGAAGGAUGGCAGGAGGGAGAAGGAAGCGCCCGAAGGAUGGCAGGAGGGAGGAGGGAAGCGGAGGGAGGAAAGGAGAGAUGGAAAAGGAGGAAUUUUCUGGGAGAGAGAGGUCGGAGGAAGAAGACGCUUAUGUAUUAGAUACAUUUAACGAAAAAGGAUCCAAAAUAUUUACACCAGAAAAAUGCCUUUUAUAUCUUGCACACAACUUUCACUUGUUUUUUCUUAAGUGUGAGUGAAAGUCGUUAGUCUGAGUGAUUGACAGUUGUUUACGAAAGACCAAAAUUUGUUUGAGUGAAUAUGAUUUCUUAAUCUUCGUCUUCUUUCACUUUUUUUUCAACAGUUAUACGAAUUUAGAUUGUAAACAAAGAAACUCAUUUAUAGAUAUAUAUUGUUGAAUUAUUCUUCUCUUUUAAAAAAGUUCUAUCGGUUUUAUUUUUAAAUGAUAAAGUAGCCUAUGUGUCGAAUACGACUUUGGUUAUGGCAUUAAGUGUCAUUUUGGUAUUUUUAUGAAUGGUUGUCUAACCCUAAUCAGUCAUUGCUCAUACCUGGGCUCUGCCUCGCUAGUCACUCAUUUGUACCAAAAAAUCUUUUAUGUAUAUUUGUAGAUUUCCAAUAUUUUGUAUAAUUCUGUGUAUAAAUGAAUACAGAUGUUUUAAAUGAAGCA